Molecule: messenger RNA, 1231 nt
Organism: Zea mays
Lineage: Eukaryota; Viridiplantae; Streptophyta; Magnoliopsida; Poales; Poaceae
Product: Dual specificity protein phosphatase Diacylglycerol kinase catalytic region
Exons: 3
Coding region: 328-1044 (238 amino acids)
Biological process (GO): protein dephosphorylation
Source: RefSeq, a predicted model, not a curated record
AAAAAAGAAUAAUUCAUUGGAGCCGCACGUCUCCUUCCGGCCUUCCCCGACGAUGCCGCUGCCGCCGGGAGGAACGGAUGGAUCCCAUUGGCUUGCCACCACCACUGCCCGCUUCGGUUCCUAUUCCCGCUCGCUACGGCCCCAGUCGCGCUCCUCACCGGCCGGCACCACCCCGCCCGCCCUCGCCUUUUGCCUGCCGAGGUAAUCUGGAGACCUGCGAUCCCCUCGCGCGCAGACACGACGCGCUUUCGUUUCUGUCCCGUGGUGAUUUAGGCCUGGCAUUCUAGCAAUGCAGAAGAAGUGAUCUUAUAAUCAUAAAAGAUAACAAUGGGGAUAUCCAAGGUGACCGGCAUCUCUGCGACAGCUUUUCUUGUCACAUCUGUUGGUCUGUACCAGCUCGGCAUGAGAAUUAUUGUGCUUCCUUUCCUAGCCACCAGUAUUGUUGCUUCUGUUGUCACUGUUGCAUCCCAUGAUGCCAUCAACCUACCGUGGAUCCUGGGGAAGAACUCAGUGGGAAGGUUUCCUCUUUGGUCAGUUAUACUGUUUGGUCCUUUCUUGACGCUUGCUCGGACAUAUGCAAUGGUUAAGAGAUACAUGAGGAAAGAGUCCGUGUAUGACAAGAUUGUGGAUGGCCUAUAUCUUGGAGGAUGGCCCUUUCUCUUGAAACAUUUGCCCCCUGGAAACCCAUCUGUCAUAGACUGCACUUGUGAGCUUCCAAGAAUUUCCUUCGUUCCAGCAGACGAGUAUCUUUGUCUUGCAACUUGGGAUACCAGAGCUCCAACACCAUACCAAAUUGAAAAAGCUGCACGUUGGGCUUGUGGAAAGAGAUCUGAGGGGAAGCCGGUUUAUGUCCAUUGCGCAUUUGGUCAUGGAAGAAGUGCUUGUGUCGUGUGUGCAAUUCUAGUAGCGCUGGGCAUUGCUGAGAACUGGAAAGAGGCUGAGAACAUCAUCCGUGAAAGAAGAAAGAUAAAAAUGAACGCCCUUCACAGGAAAACCUUGGAAGAGUGGUCCAAACAACGGGAUUCUCAGAAAAAGGCUAAGUAGUUGUAAGUGUAACAUUUUCCUUAGAGAUAAACUUGUUUGUGGUGUUAAAGCUUGUUUGAAACAUCAUACAAUGGCAUAUCUACUUAGGCCAAGUGUAAUGUCUGUGAAAUUAUUAUUAUUAUUUUCUCGGUGUUUCUACCUUUAAACAUAUUUGAUUUAUAUCCAGAUUUGGUACUAUUUUUUUGUC